This is a messenger RNA of Pelmatolapia mariae (spotted tilapia), 5953 nucleotides long. It is a transcript of the gene rin2a, whose product is annotated as Ras and Rab interactor 2a. Gene Ontology annotation, molecular function: small GTPase binding; guanyl-nucleotide exchange factor activity. The record is from RefSeq and is a predicted model, not a curated record. Gene Ontology annotation, cellular component: cytosol; endocytic vesicle. Gene Ontology annotation, biological process: signal transduction; vesicle-mediated transport. Lineage: Eukaryota; Metazoa; Chordata; Actinopteri; Cichliformes; Cichlidae. The transcript has 12 exons. Bases 223 to 3546 code for a protein of 1107 amino acids.
AGCUACAGCUGGAUGGAAUCUUUUUUUCAGCCGACACAGUGAGAAAAAGUAACACUCACAACGUAUAACAACCGAAAGUAACGCCGACAUGGAGCAAUAAUGCUCUCACACAUUCAACAAGUAAACGAAGCAGUGGAAUUUUCUUCUGCCAAAGUGGAAUAACCCACAAUCCACAAGAGACGGCUCAGCAGACAGGCGCACAGAGACGACCACAGAGGCAACAUGUCUACAAGUAACAUCAGUCUGCCCUUCAAGCGGGACAGCAAGGGCAGUUUCUUCAAGCUCAUCGACUCAUUUGCCUGGGAGAUCGGCACUCUGAAGAAGGUGAUGGGGAAAAACACGGAGCCUGUGGGAGGAGAUCAGAAGACAGAAACACUUGUGGGACUGGGGGAAGAAGUGGGAGGCCUCUUCCUGCAGGCCUCACCUUGUGCUGGCAUUGGUGGAGGGCUGGCCGGUGCCAGAGACUCUGGCUAUGACUCGCUUCACCGACGCCUCAGUGUCCUGGACAGACUGGUGCAUACCCACACUGUGUGGCUACAGCUGGGCCUUAGCCACAAGGAAGCCAUGCACAUACUGCAGAACGAGCCAGCUGGGACAUUUGUGGUGAGGAAAUCAGCCAGCCUGCAGAAAAAAGUCAUAUCUCUACGCAUGGAUAAAGACUCGAGCGUUCCUGUCAAAGAUUUCCCCGUAAAGGAGAGCCAGUACACUUUCUCUCUAGAGGGAUCAGGACUGAGUUUUGCAGACCUUUUCCACCUCAUGGCCUUCUGCUGCAUCAGCAGGGAUGUGUUGCCAUUUACUCUGAAGCUCCCAGAGGCCAUCGCUUCAGCCAGAACUUUUUCUGAUCUUGAGGAAGUUGCUAAGCUUGGUGCAGGCUUCUGGGAUGUUCCAUUGUGCAGCAGGAGGAAGAGCUCAGUGUCGUUGACGGGGACAGCAGCUCCCGACAGACCACCCCCACCUGCCCACAGACCAGUGUCCUCAACAGCUACCUCAGGACGCCCUCGGCUUCAAACUCGCACCCCAUCUGAGCUUGAGUGUUGCCAAGCCAAUGGAGCACUGUGCUUCAUCAACCCCCUCUUCCUAAAGGUCCACCAGCCAGAUGAUAAUCAGAGCUUCGCUCCCAACAUCCCCGACACAGGAAAGCAGGACCUGAGAGAGGAAGCUGACAAAAGAAAAGGCAGCAGUAAGGAAGCUCAGGGCUCGUGUGCCAACGAUCUCCAGGUUUGCAGCUCAGAUCACAGCCACAGCAGCCAGUCACAGCAAGAAAACCUGCAGAACCCUGACAGAAACACAGAGCUACACACCAGCACAAGUCACAAACUCAGCGGGCCAGAAAGUGUGACACGAUUUCCACCACCUCGGCCACCUCCACCUCGCUUUACAGCACAGCAAACAGCCCCUCCUAUUCGGCAGCGCAGCAUGCCCGAAAAGAUCUCCUGGAUCAAGGAGAAGGUGGAGGAGAGGGAGCGAGGCAGCAGCCUCCUUUCUCGCCUUGGCUCCUCGCUAAGUAUCAGCCCCUCAUCCUCUCCGCCUAAGAGACUUAGCAUCAGCUCACCUAUAUCCAUCCCCCGGCCAUCACUGCCCCUCUCUCUGCCAUCUCUGUCCUCAUCUCCACGUCGAACCAAAGCCUCACCAACAUCCAGUCUAGAGGACGCUCAGUGUCACCGAGCUCUGGAGGACGACACCAUUGAGAAGGCCCUAAUCAGAGCCAAACUAUCCCGGCAAAAGGCUCUACUCUGCUCCCAGAACUCGUGCAGUCCCCCAGACUCCACCGUGGUGACAGCAGUCGAGCAUGGAGAAGUGGGCGGAGGAGAGGAAGAAGCACUUGACGAAUGCAGCGGGGGCAGCCAGCGGCUCAGUGACAUGAGCCUCUCCACAGACUCGUCAGACUCGCUGGAUUUCUCUCAGUCCUCAGCUUUCUUUAUGCCUCCUAUGCAUGACCCCAGCCCCCCCACUGAGGCUGACUUCAACACCCACCUCCCCCUCUCCAUCCCACCGUCCCACCUAGGUUUCUGCAGUAUGGAGGAUGAUGACGACGAUGAGGAUGAAGAUGACGAAGAGGAACCCGACUAUGGCGUCAGCCUGGAGAGCGAUCAGGACCAAGACCAGGACCUGACCAUGGUGCCACCUGGACACCGCACAAAGCGUCGCCCCAGUGCCAGUGCCCUGGUCCUCCAGAAGGCCCUGCGAGGCCAUUUGCGCAAAGUGAGCGGCGUUUUCAACUCGCUGCUCACACCUGAGAAGAGGGCGAUCCGUAAAGUGGUAGAGCUGUCCAGAGAUAAGAGCUCGUACUUCGGCUCCUUGGUGCAGGACUAUCUGAGCUACAUGGGCGAGGGUGCGGGCACCCAGGCAUGGCAGGGAUACGACUCUGGACUGGAGCUGCUGCAGACUCUCCGGCAGUUUACCACACAGAUGAAGAGCUACCUUCGACAGAGCUCCGAGAUGGAGCCGCCCAUCGAGAGCCUGAUCCCAGAAGACCAGAUCGACCAAGUCCUGGAGAAAGCAAUGCAUAAGUGUGUCCUGAAGCCCCUCAAGGCCGUAGUGAGCAGCGCCCUGCAGGAAUUCCAGAUACGCAGUGGGGAGUGGCAGGAGCUGAAGGAGAACCUGUCCCAGGCCAAGGCCAGGCAGCCACAGGAAAUGGGCGUGGCCGAUGCGCAGCCCCCGGACACAGUGGCCAUAGAAAAGAUCAAACACAAGUUCCACACCAUGUGUAAACUGUACUCUCCAGAGAAGAAGGUCAGCAUGCUGCUCAGAGUCUGCAAACUGAUCUACACCAUAAUGGAGGACAACUCAGGUCGUCUGUAUGGUGCUGAUGACUUCCUGCCCAUGCUGACCUAUGUGUUGGCCCAGUGUGACAUGCCUCAGCUGGACAAUGAGAUACUCUACAUGAUGGAGCUGCUGGACCCCUCACUGCUGCAUGGAGAAGGUGGCUACUACCUGACCAGUGCGUAUGGAGCCAUGUCUCUGAUCAAGAACUUCCAGGAGGAGCAAGCAGCCAGAGUGCUGAGCUCUGAGACCAGAAACACACUCCACCAGUGGCACCGCCGCCGCACCACCCAGCGCUCUGCACCAUCCAUCGAUGACUUCCAGAACUACCUGCGGGUUGCUUUGCAGGAGCUGGACAGCGGCUGCACAGCCAAGACCCUGCAGGUGCGACCUUAUGCCACCGUGGAGGAGGUGUGCCAGCUGUGCGCCCGCAAGUUCAAAGUGUCUGACCCCGAAAACUACGGCCUGUUCCUGUUGAUGGAGGACAGCAGCCAGCAGCUGGCCCCAGACACCCACCCUCAAAAGAUAAAGGCUGAGCUGCACAGCCGCCCGCAAGCCGCUCCCUUCUACUUCGUCUUCCGUCGCGUGGCCAGCAGCAGCACCGCCCAGCUAUCUGCUCCCCUUCAUGUGGCGCCCAACCUCAACGACCUCACCGUGACCUCUGACACAAAGGCCAACCUGAACGACCUCAGCACGGACCUGUCGACUGACUCCCCCAAACCCAGAGUCAGCUUAGGCCUGAGCCUGCCACCGAGCCACCUCAGCAGCUCCAUCUCUGUGUGACUGUAGCAGCGAGCAGAAGCCUGAACAAGCUCUUUGUCUGCCGCAGUGUCACCCAUAACUCCAGUAAACAAAAACAUGUUGAGACACAUGAGCUGGGCUCAGCGCUGUGGCGUGCCAGUCUUUACAAAGCCGGACUUCUCCUUUCUUAGUCUAAGGAAGGUUCUGUCUGACAGGCCAGGCUGAAAGAGGAAAGGAAAUGAAAGACAUGCCGUUAUUUGUCUUCCUGCUCUGGAUUUCUUAUCAGGGUGACUCUGUGGUAAACAGCUCUGUCAGUUGCUGUUUCCACCUCCUGAUGGAGGGAAUCUGAGCUCAGACACAUGGGACUCAUCUUCAGUCAGUUCCUUUAAGUAUACAGAUAGAUGUAGGUUAUAUAUGUCAUUUAAGUUUACUUCUCACAGUUGCUGGUAAACUGUAACCUUAUUGUUUGAAUUUUAAAAAGAUAAUCCUUCAGAUUGUUGAUUUGUGUGGAUUUAGCAGCACCUGGUGGUGACUGAUGCACAAAGCCAUUUAAAAAAAAGAGAAUGAAGCCACUUCUAAUACAACAACAAACAAAACAAUGUUAUUAAUAAUAAUAAAAACCCAGCAUGCAAUAUGCUGGACAGUCUGAUUUCUUUAUUAAAAAAGAGAAAAAAUUCUAGUGGUUUCAUGGUAAAUGUGCUAUUUUUAAUAAUGAUUAUUACUAACAAAAUAUAUAUAAUAGGUAUAAGGUUAUAAUGAUUCACUCAUUCUUAAAAAGCAUAUGAAAAAAAAAGAAAUUGAAUGUAAUAAAAUAUAAACAGAGCUGAUGUCCCAAGCAUUUGGACCAAACCAUGACCUGGCUAGCCACCAUUAUUUAGGUGCAGCAGCUACAGAGGUGUGAGCAGACCCCCACUUUUCUCACUCAAAUGACUUCACACUACAUCUAAACAAACUUGGAUUUAAAAGAUACAAAGAUUGGUGGGAUUCCCCUUUAACAGAAUGCAGAAAUUCAAGAGACGCUGUUUUUUUGUUGUUUUGUCAUUUUUAUGUUCCAUAGUUGUCCCCACCAUCUGCUGGAUUUAAAGGGAAUUGUUGAUGCUCACGUAGAAUGAGAUGUGUCAGCGUGAUCAGAUAAUCUGAAGGAUUAACUUUGCAAAAAAUAGCUCAUGCAUGUAGUUUGUGUUUAAUGUUAGAAAAGGCAGGUGUUGCCAGUGUUUGUGUAUUUACUGACAGUAUCCUGGUGAUAUGAACGAGGCUCUUUCAGACCCGAGAGAUGUUGCUGGUUAUCGUUUCAGACCGUAGGGGUGGAACAGUUCUCCAAAGCUGUGGUUUCCCUUCAUACCUCGGUUUUCGUUAGAGGAGAAGAAAAAGAUUUUACUUGACCCUGACUGCAUUAUGAACAAAACGGAUUCACUCGUUACCUGAAUGGUCUGUAAAUAGUAACCUGGCAUUGACAGCUUCAUAUCGCAGUCCAGGGAGACACGACCAUGGUGUGACACUGUGGAUGUUUGUGUUACAGUUUCUGAAUUGUUCCACUCCUAUGAGAGUGAUAUGUGACAGAUCCUGUGGCCGGCUGCCCCGUCUCUGUACUACUGACAAAGGCCUUUAACCCGGGUGGUAAGAACAUGUAUGAAGACACUGUGUGGACAUCUAAGCUGGUCUGAGGUCCCACAGUCACACACGUUGAAAGGAAGGUGUAGAGGGUACCAUGAUGAUGGAGGGGAAAGUUCUGAGAAGGACCUGGAGUACAGAUCUACGUUAGCGUUGAUUUUGGUGCCGUUGAUCCAAAUGCUUAAAUUAUAAGGUUUCAGGUAAUCAGCAUAUAAAUAUAUAUACAUUUACCAGUGUCAGUGUCCAUUGUUUAUCUGCCUGAAGUGCUGAAAGACUCUGAAACAGUCAUUUUAAAUUCCAGAUUUCGUUGUUUCCCUUGGCACAAAAUAGAAAAAGAGCAGUAAAAAUAAAACGAACAAAGGAAUGAAAAUAUGAAAUCAGCUAUAGGCCAAAUAAUUAUAAACAUCAGCGUCAGCCCAAAAUUUCACAAUCAGCACAUCUCGAGUUUGAACAAUUGGAAAAGCUGAUGAAAAAGAUGCUCAUGUAGUGAAUGAACUGAAGUGCAGUGCUCUGUUCAGUCCUGUUUUACGCAGGAUGAAGUGUAACAGAGCUGAAACAGGGAAGUGAAAGUGUUGUUGAGUAGCAUUAAACUUGUACAGAGCCCAUCGUGCAGACCUCUGUGGGCCAAGUGUUCAGCGUCUGAAUUUAUACAUACUGCCAUGUUCCUCUAACAUUCUUUGAGUAUUUAUACGUCUCUGUGCGGGGAUUUUUCACAGAUGGCUUUUCAAUGUUAAAAAUGUUCUUCAUGGUGUCAAAAUAUCUUUAGUAUCCAGGAGACAUCCUGCUUAUCAUCCAUGUCAUUGAACAAUAUCAGAAAUAUUGUUUUUGCACUCAAUAA